AUGCCUUCCUCUAUCAAAAUCGCCCUCCUUGUCUUCCUCACUGUCUUCGGCCUCUCCGUCGCUGCACCCAUUCCCGACAACAACACCCAACUAGGCAACUCAUACUCUGGAGCAGGCGGCCACGCCGAUGGCGGGGCUGUGAAGAACUCCAAUCCAAACACUAAUGCCCCCUUCAGCCGCUUGUCACUCAUCAAGCUGUUCUCCAGUAACGCCGGUGACGGUGGAUCCUCAACCUCUGGGUCUUCUAGUGGAAGCGAGUCUUUCGCUGUCAGUCAGGCACAGGCAGCAACUGGCAAUGGCACGGCGCCCACGGGCAACACAAACAACGCUCUGGGCAAUUCGUAUAGCGGAGCUGGCGGGCAAGCGAAUGGAGGUUCCGUCGAUGACUCCAGCGCUCCCAUUGAGCUCUUCUCCGACAACGCUGGAAAAGGCGGAAAUGGGAAGAGCGGCGCCAGUGGCCCACUCGCCGGCAUCCUUGUCCCCAGCAGCAAGAGCACGAGCACGAAGACCUGGAGGACCACCAAGUUUACACGCGUCGUCCACCUUCAGCUCGACUGA
Cyclocybe aegerita is the source of this 558-nucleotide messenger RNA. The record is from the annotation of a GenBank genome assembly. NCBI's taxonomy places the organism in Eukaryota, Fungi, Basidiomycota, Agaricomycetes, Agaricales, Hemipholiotaceae.